AUGGAGCGAUCUGUGAGCGUAGUUUUGGACGAAGGGGCUUGUAUUUCUGUGUACAUCACGUCAGUGAAAUGCUCGUUGGGGGUAUGUCGUUUUUGGGCCCAGUGCGAUACUUCGUCCGCUACUCAAUUCCAAACAUUGAUGGAUAACUGCCAACAAUUCAUUGAAAAUGCCUCGUGUGUGGUAAAUGAGAGAUCUCUUGAUAUCGGUGAUUUGUGUUUCGCAAAAUAUUCAGAUGAUUCGAAGUGGUAUCGUGGCCGAAUUUGUGGGUGUUGCACAACGAAGGGUUACUUCAACGUAAAUUUUAUCGACUACGGAAAUUCAGAGCGUAUUCCAUUUUCGGACAUCCGAUUUGUGGAAGACGUUAUGGUUGCUGGCCCCUCGUCCACACAGCCUGCCCAGGAGAUUUUAUUCGGAACACCGGCCCUGGUAACCGAGUGUAUAUUAGCUAAUAUCGAGCCCGUUGGUGAGUGGGAUUGGGACGAAGCUGCCGUCAGUUACUUGACUGAGUGCUUGGAAUACGAGGAAUUUACUGGCACGGUUUUGAAAGCAAGCGGGAACGCAGUCCUCGUUCAGUUGAAUUUUUCCAAUGGUGGGUCGGUGGCAGAUCAGAUGGUUCAGUUAGGGUUUGGAAAGUCAUGUGACAACAGUCAUAUUUUGCUGGACACUUUCAAGAGAUUGGAACUACCGGUUGGUUAUGAAGAUGAUGUCUGUAUGGCAUGUUGCAUCUCCCCUGAACUGUUCUGGGUGUAUUUAAAAUCUGCCCCAAUUGAUGAAAUGACUGCAAAAGUUAGUACCUACUAUAGUGGCCUACGUGAAAAAGAUCAUGAGCUGCAGCCAAUCAGGAAAGGUACUCCGUGUAUUGUCAAGUACUCAGGAGAUGAGGGAUUCUACAGAGCAGAAGUUGUUGAAGUAUUGGACUACGAAAAAUGCAGAGUCCAAUUUGUAGAUUUUGGUGACUCUGAAAUCACUUCUUUCUCCAAUAUCAGAGAAGUUCAUUAUAGUUUUUUGCAAACUCCGGUUGGUGCCCUGGAAUGUGCAUUAGAUGGUGUUUCUAGUUUAACUAAAGAAGCAGCUGUGUCUUUGGCCAGGUUAACUGUCGAUAAAAACGUGAAAGCAGUUGUAGACUCAAAAAAUCAGAAUAAAUUAUUUGUCCACUUGUACCAUGUCCAUGAUAAUACCGCAGUUGAUAUUGCUGAUAUAAUGGUCCGAGAGAAACUGGUUGAAUACUCUCCUGCUGAGCCACGAUGCAAACAAAUUAAGCUGGAGACUUUGCAGUUAAAACUUUGGUCCUACCAUUCUGUGUAUGUCACCCAUGUUGAUGAUCCAUUCAAUAUCACUUGCCAGCUGGCUUCUAGCACUGGUGAUAUCGACGCUAUCAUGAGUGAACUAGCAACAGCUUGUGGACAAGGAAACACAACAAGUUUACAGUCUUAUGAGAUCAUGACCCGGUUUGUUUGCUGUGCAAAAUAUGCAGUGGAUGGUGAAUGGUAUCGAGCAGAAAUAACUAAAAUUGUUGAUGUCGAUAAAGUAGAAGUGAAGUACAUAGAUUUUGGGAAUAAAGAAAUUGUUUCAAUAUCGCAACUCCAGCCUCUACCUGACAACUGUUGCCAGCCAGUCCAGGGAAUCAGCUGCAAUCUUGCCUAUGUGAAACCGUCUGCCGGUGGGUGGUCUAAGGCCGAGAAAGAUUGGUUAUUGGAUGCAAGUGAUGGUUUUCUACUGAUUGCAUACAUUAUCGGGAUUGACAAGAAUGGGCGAUACUUGGUGGAAUUAUCAGAAUCCCAAAAUGUGAUCAAUAUGAAAAUGCGUGAGAGAUGGCCACUAAAAAACCAAAUAUCAGACAUCACUGCAGAGGCACAGAAGGUAAUCGAGAAAGUAGAGUCACCUGUGGUCCAGAAAGAAGAAACAAAACAUGCUGAUCAUGUGCAAAAGACAGUAAAUCAUGCUCCUGAGAUUGUAAGUGUGGAAUUAAAACAACCAGAUAUUCAACCAGGAACAAGAUUGUCGGUAUUAGUCACAACUGUUAUCACUGUUUCCAGCUUCUACUGCCAGCUGACUAAUCAUAUUGAUUUACUACAAGAUAAAUUGCAGAAGUUUUACACUGCCCUCACGCCAUCUGAUUUGCGAUUUACUGGCAAGUCGGUUUACUGCUGCGCACGUUUCACUGAAGAUGAUAGCUGGUACCGAGCACAAAUUGUGAAAACUGACAAAACUGAAGUUGAAGUUCUAUACGUUGACUAUGGAAAUAGUGAGAAGUUGCCCAUUUCUCGACUGAAACAACUGACGGCGGAGUUUGCUGUGGAUCCUGUCCAGUCUGUGUUGUGUUCGUUAACAGAAUGUGUUUAUCGAAGUCUUGCAAGUAUCCCACCUGAGAAUAUUGCUACAGAGUUUCAGAAAUUGGUUUCACAUCGUGAAAUGUGUGCAGUAGUGCUGAGUAAAGUACUCGAUGGUCGGCUUGUGGUAGAGCUUAUUGACAGUGAAUUAGGCCUAGAUAUUGGUUCCAAAUUGGUGGAGAGUUUUGGAUUGCAAAGGGCUGGUACACCACCAUCACUUCAAAUGAAGAAAUCACCAACGAUAGUAAGAUUUUCUGAGUCAGAUGAGAGACAACUAUCUCCAGUGCCAAUAGAUCUUGAUUUCCAGAAAAUGAAAAUGAAGGUUGGAUGUCGAGAAGAAGUUCUUGUUACUCACUGCAGUGAUCCGGAACACAUCUGGUUUCAAGUUUUGGAAUAUGAUGCUGAUCUUGGCCAGCUGAUGGUUGAUAUUGAUAAGUAUUGCACAGGUACAUCGCGGGGAAAUAAUUCUGUAGCAUGCGGGCUGGGCGUUAUUUGCCUUGCACAAUACACAGAAGAUGACCAGUGGUAUAGAGCAGUGAUUACUGGCGUUCGUAAGAAGGGAGAUGUCGAAGUACAGUUUGUUGACUAUGGAAACACGGAGAUGUUGUUACAAGCUAGAUUGAAACCGAUAACCAAACAGUUUUUAGAUCUCCCUGCCCAGGCAGUUCGUUGUUCGAUUAUGAGGGAUGUACAGACUACAAAUAUAAAUUGGUCUCCAGAGCAGAUUAAGCAGCUGCAAGACAUGAUCCUGAAUAAAGUAUUUACAGUCAGUAUUACUCAACAUGAUGAGGUAGAAGAUGCAUACUACGUUGAAUUGUAUGAUGAAGCGCAAAUGUGUAUCAAUCGUAAGUUCAAAGAUUCGUGUAUGACCCAUAACAAGAUGUUAGACAAACCACAAUCUGCAGUAACCAAGUUAGUUGCUAACGGUUACCAUGAUACACAAACAAAACCACCUACUAUUGACCAGCCUUCGAAGAAAACCAUGUCAUCGGUGAUGAGAUGUGAGAUGGAAACUCCUUAUAUUCAACAAAUACUGGAAGAAGGGUCCUACUAUGAUGUGUUGGUAUCGUAUAUAAAUAGCCCAAGUCAGUUUUGGUGUCAGAUGUGGAAACACGUUCCGGAGCUAGAUAUACUGAUGGAUCAGAUUGCUGAGGUUUACUCUAACAGAGACAUUGGCGACUUGGCAAUUACAACCCCCCAUGUUGGUCAAAAAUGCUGUGGUCAGUUUACAGAGGAUGAUGGAUGGUACCGUGCUCAGAUCGUCGCCAUUGACGGGGAGAAUCUGACUCUUAUGUAUGUUGACUAUGGCAACUCAGAAACGUUACAUAUACAGAGAGUCAAAAAGCUCAAACCGGAUUUUGUCAAAUUCCCAGCACAGGCAUUUGUUUGCCGUUUAGAUGGGCUAAAACCCGCUCAUGCCACGUGGUCACUGGAAAGCGUACAGAAUUUUGAAUCACUGACUGGGGAGAAGAGACUUGUUGCUAAUGUGGUCAAAGUGGAAAAAUGCGGCCGUGUAAUGGUGGAUCUUAUUGAUACAAACGGUACAGAUGACUUAUCAAUCAAAGAUGUCCUGGUAGCAAACCAGCAUGGUGUGUCUACUUCUCCUGACAUCCCCAAAUCAUCAAAGUCAAGUGGUAUACUGUCUCCUAUCAAAGCUGCACAAGUAACUAGCAACACAUGUACCCCCACUGGUACGACCAAAUCAGCCAAUAGCAUUCUGACCCCAGCAACACUGUCCAAAGUCACUCCCGAUGUUAGAUGUCCAACUGAAAGCCGAGCAAAAGAUUCAGCGAAUCGUGUUGUGCCACCAAUCUCUCCAGGGCCACUGGUGUUUCAAGAAAUUAACUACAAAAAAGAUGAAGUUAUAAGUGUUACUGUCACUUACAUUAACAGCCCGGCUGAAUUUUGGUGCCAACCAAUCAGAACGUCCGACCAAUUCAAUGCCCUAAUGGAUAACUUGGAAUCCUACUACGCCAAACUUGGUGACUCAGAGGGAAUUUUGACGCAAACAACUGUCGGUAAGCAGUGUGUUGCUCAGUACUCAGUUGAUAACGGUUGGUAUAGAGCAGUCAUUGUUGCCCGGCAACCUGGCAAGAUGAAAGCCUUCUUCAUUGACUAUGGUAACACUGAACUCAUUACUGCGAACAAAGUCAAAGAAAUUCAGCCAGCGUUUACAGAGCUGCCAGCGCAAGCGUUCCAAUGUUGUCUAAGCGGUUUCUCUGAGGUUGAAGAUAAGACAGAGUUUGAUGCUUUGGUUGGUAAUGGUGACCCAUUAAAUUGCAAGGUUACGAAAUGUGAUUUUGGUCUGUAUGACGUAUCACUAUCAAACGCUGCGAAUAAAGAUAUUGGUGAGGUGCUUCGUGAAAAUUUGAAGAAAGGAAAGCAAGAAGUUGUCAGUCCAGUUGCUCUAAAGAUUACAAAAUUAUCACUUCCUGCCUGUGACGACCUACAGCUAGGAGAAUAUCAUGAUUUAAUGGUUUCACAUGUGGAAAGCCCUUUGCAGUUCUGGUGCAACCAGGUAAGACAGUCUACUCAGCUGGACCAAUUGGUGAGUGAGAUGACAAGUCAUUAUGACCAGCGCAGAACUACUUCUUUGGAUGACUUGAAACCUGGAGAAGUCUGCGCUGCACUUUAUACUGAUGAGUCUUGGUACCGAGCCAUUGUUAAGGAUAUCAGUCAUACAAAUGAUAUUACUGUCUUUUUCUGUGAUUUUGGUAAUACAGAAGUAGUCCCUGGUAAGUCUGUUAAAGCCCUGGAUAUCAAGUUUUCACAUUUUCCCGUUCAAGCAAUUGAGUGUGGUCUUCAAGGUGUUGGAGACUCUACAAAUGCAAUGACCGAAACCUUCCAAGAAAUGACAGCAGAGAAGCAUUUAGUUGCGAAAGCACUAAAAAAAGAAGGUCUCAAAAUAUUGGUUGAGCUGUAUGAUACAACAGGAGAAAUUGAUGUGAAUAUUAACAAGGAACUAGGAAUACUUCAAAAACCUGAUAUAAAAUCGAUCAGUACUUCUGCAGAUUCAGUUGCAGUGUCAGUAACGAAAUUUCCCCAACGUGCAGUGACAAUUGGACGUUCAGAAGAAGGGUAUGUGUCAUACAUUGAAAGUGUUAAUAAGUUUUAUGUACAGUUGGUGACUCAAGAGGAAGCACUCGGACGAAUGAUGAAUGAUCUUGAAUCACAAUGCUCAAAUAGUACAAACUAUGUUACUGAACUGAAAUGUGGGAUGCCCUGCUGUGCUAAAUACUCGGCUGAUGGAGCUUGGUAUCGAGCUGAAGUUGUAGAAAUCACUGGUGACCAAGUAAAAGUGUUGUUUGUUGAUUAUGGUAAUACAGAGACAAUUGUGAGGUCUGAGGUCAAGAUGAUCACACCACAGUUAUGCAGUCUGCCACCAUUUUCCAUUGAAUGCAAGUUGGAUAUUGACAGUAUAGAAUCCAUCACCGAGGUGUACAACUCCUUCUCAGAACUAACUUUGGAAAAGACGCUCAGUGUGACUUUCCUGAACUCUGAUCAACCUUGUAAAGUUACCCUCAUUCAUGAAAACCAGAACAUUAAUGAAGAAAUUGUGAAGAGGUUUCAACCAGUUGUUGAGGCACCUGCAAUCAUUGAGACAAGUCAUGUAAAACCACAACCAACUAAUGCAACACAAAAGGAAAUCAUGUAUCCCUCUCGUGAACUUGAGACUGGAUGUCCAAUUGAUGGUUAUGUUUCCUAUAUUGAAUCCGCCAAGAAAUUCUACAUACAGCUAGCAUGUGAGGAAGAGAGACUGGGUACCUUGAUGUCAGAUGUUGAGGCAGAAUACAGCACUGCUAGUAAAGAUGCUAUCAUUGAACUGAAAUGUGGAAUGCCCUGCUGUGCUAAAUACUCGACUGAUGGAGCUUGGUAUCGAGCUGAAGUUGUAGAAAUCACUGGUGACCAAGUAAAAGUGUUGUUUGUUGAUUAUGGUAAUACAGAGACAAUAGUAGGACCGGAAGUCAAGAUGAUCUCACCACAGUUAUGCAGUCUGCCACCAUUUUCUAUUGAAUGCAAGUUGGAUAUUGACAGGAUAGAAUCCACCACCGAGGUGUACAACUGCUUCUCAGAACUAACUUUGGAAAAGACGCUCAGUGUGACUUUCCUGAACUCUGAUCAACCUUGUAAAGUUACCCUCAUUCAUGAAAACCAGAACAUUAAUGAAGAAAUUGUGAAGAGGUUUCAACCAGUUGUUGAGGCACCUGCAAUCAUUGAGACAAGUCAUGUAAAACCACAACCAACUAAUGCAACACAAAAGGAAAUCAUGUAUCCCUCUCGUGAACUUGAGACUGGAUGUCCAAUUGAUGGUUAUGUUUCCUAUAUUGAAUCCGCCAAGAAAUUCUACAUACAGCUAGCAUGUGAGGAAGAGAGACUGGGUACUUUGAUGUCAGAUGUUGAGGCAGAAUACAGUACCGCUAGCAAAGAUGCCAUCAUUGAACUGAAAUGUGGAAUGCCCUGCUGUGCUAAAUACUCGGCUGAUGGAGCUUGGUAUCGAGCUGAAGUUGUAGAAAUCACUGGUGACCAAGUAAAAGUGUUGUUUGUUGAUUAUGGUAAUACAGAGACAAUUGUGAGGUCUGAGGUCAAGUUGAUCACACCACAGUUAUGCAGUCUGCCACCAUUUUCCAUUGAAUGCAAGUUGGAUAUUGACAGGAUAGAAUCCACCACCGAGGUGUACAACUCCUUCUCAGAACUAACUUUGGAAAAGACGCUCAGUGUGACUUUCCUGAACUCUGAUCAACCUUGUAAAGUUACCCUCAUUCAUGAAAACCAGAACAUUAAGGACACAAUUGUGAAGAGGUUUCAACCAGUUGUUGAGACACCUGCACCAAAACAGAUUCAGGAACCACAAGUAGCUCAGUCAUACGCAUCACGUACUGUAGAGACUGGACUUCCAAUUGAUGGUUAUGUUUCCUAUAUUGAAAGCACCAAGAAAUUCUACAUACAACUAGCAUGUGAGGAAGAGAGACUGGGUACCUUGAUGUCAGAUGUUGAUGCAGAGUACAGUACUGCUAGCAAAGAGACUAUCAUUGAACUGAAAUGUGGGAUGCCUUGCUGUACUAAAUACUCUGAUGGAGCUUGGUAUCGAGCUGAAGUUGUAGAAAUCACUGGAGACAAAGUUAAAGUGUUGUUUGUUGAUUAUGGUAAUACAGAGACAAUUGUAAGGUCUGAAGUCAAGAUGAUCACUCCACAGUUAUGCAGUCUGCCACCAUUUUCCAUUGAGUGCAUGCUUGAUAUUUCAAGCAUUGAUUCAUCUCCAGAUGUGUACACGCAUUUCUCAGCACUGACUUUAGAGAAGACUCUCAGUGUAUUGUUUCUUGAUGAGCAGCAUCCAUACAGAGUUUCAUUGAACCAUGAUAAUCAAAACAUUAACAGAAAAAUGGCAGACAAGUUUUAUUCUCCUAAUGAUGAAAAUAAACUUGCCAGUCAUGAAGAUAGAUUCACCAAGAUGGUCUUCCAAGUUGGGCAGGUUGAAGAAGUUUUUAUCUCCUCAGUUGUAUGUCCAUGGAACUUCCAUUGUCAGUUAGCAAAUGCAGGUACUCAACUGACAGAUUUGAUGGAAGAAAUCCAAGCAUAUAGUACUAAUGUUGAGAAUGAGUCAGCUAUGGAAGUGGUCAUGGUUCAAAUGCCAUGUUUGGCUCUAUUUUCUGAUGGUCAGUGGUAUCGCGGAAGUAUAGCCGAAAUUCAUGAGUCUUCAUAUUCAAUAUACUUUGUUGAUUAUGGAAACUCACAGGAAUGUUCAUUUAAAGAUGUGCGUGCCAUCUCAAUCAAAUUUUUACAACUAGAAGAACAGGCCAUUGCAUGUUGUCUCUCUGGAGUUCAGAAAAAAUCCAACACAUGGCCUCAUGAGGCGGAAGUCCGAUUUGAGGAACUUGUGCUGGAAAAGAGCCUGACAGCCAAAGUUGUGGCUUCUGGUAUUGAGAGUUUAGAUGUUGACUUAUUUGAUGAAGAGAUAUCAGUAUCAGAGCAGAUGCUUGUUGAGGGAUUGGUGGAGAGGAGAGUGAUUAAAGACAAAGAAACCUCUUUGGAAAAUCAUACAAAUAAGGAUGAUGCUGGAGAAAGUCAUGAAGUCCAUCUUAAAGAGGAAGAUGGGUGUUUGGACUUGGAGAAACAGAUAUUAACUGCUGAAGGGGAUGAAGAAACUGUACUUGAUACUGCUGUGAUAGAGGCUAGUGGCGAGAAAGAGUCUGAACAGCCUACUCUAGAAGACCUUGCUGGCCAGCCCACUCCAGAAGAACCUUCUGGCUCACAAGAGGAACCUGCUGGCUCUCAAGAAGUUCUGCCAUCAGAUGCUGAUCUAGGCAAGACUGGCCUAAUCAACAAACUGCAGCCUCUACCAGCUAGUGUUCCUGAACUAUCCUUCUCUAUUGCUGAGAUGGAAUUGGGUGGCAGUGAAGAAGUUUACGUCAUCAAGGUAGUUUCUGCACCCAAGAUAUACUGCCAGCUGAGUAGAUUGAGUUUAGUUCUUCAGUCCCUGUCUGUUACUUUGCAGGAUGAUUACUCCAAGAUUGAAAUUGGAGAGCUUCUAAUGGCAGAAUUGGAAGUUGGCACUCCAUGUAUGGUGUUGAGUAUGGCUGAUGCUCAAUGGAAGCGUGCCAUAACCACAGGAAUCAUAGAUGACUCCAAUGUUGAAGUCUUCUUCGUUGACUAUGGUAACACUGCAGUUGUUCCUGCAGACCACCUUAGACUCAUAAAGCUUGAGUAUUUGAAGAUUCCAGCCAUGGCCAUAAAGUGUUACAUCCGGGAAAUCAUCCAGUCAGGGACUAUUUCGUCUAGUAAUAUCACAUCUUUGUUGCACGAUCAGCUUAAUGGAAAGCCAUUUACAGCUAAAGUUCUUCAGCAGCCAUACACAGGUGUUUACCUGGUGGAGUUGUACGACAAAGGCACCAAUGUAGGCCAGUCAUUUCUUGAUAGUAUCAAACCUACAACUGAACAUUUGAAGAAACCGGUUGUUGAGACGCACAUUAUUGAGUUUGCGCAGUCACCAGCUGGAAAGGAGAAAGGUAAAUGUAGGAUGGUGUCAAACGAUGCCCAAAGCCCAGAUUUGAAUACUGGGAUAGUGGAUGUCCAGCCAAAUAUGCCAUUGGAUGAACUGUUGUCAUAUCCUCAACCAGACCGUCCUCUUGUAUAUCCUGCCAAAGAAGAGCUGCUGAAGUCUGUAGUAUCCCAUCUAAUGCCAGACAUUAUUGGUUCAGAUACUCAGUUGACGUUCCUCACGCAAAUGUCACCAAGUAACUUCAUCUGCCAGUUUGCUGAAACUGCAGAAGAGCUGAAAACUGUUACUCAGAAGGUGAAUGAUUUUUGUAAUGGAAAACAUAGCACUGUUCUAAAUGAGCCGCUCCCUGGUACGCCAUGCUUAGCUCAGUUUCCUCAUCAUGGUCCAUGGUAUCGUGCUGUGAUCAUUGCUAUUUCUGAUGUUGAGUGUGAGGUCUAUUUUAUGGAUUAUGCUAACACUGAAACUGUUCCUCUGACUCAUCUCCGGAUCAUUCCAUCUGAGAUGUUUGAAGUUACUGCCCAAGCCCUGAAGUUUUGUCUUGCAGAUGUGCAACCAAUUGAUAAUGACUGGACAGAUGAUGCUAAAACACUAUUUGAAGAAUGGUGCAAGGAUAAAUUACUAACAGCAAGAGUUGUGAGUAUAAGCUCAGACAAGAAAGUUCAAGUCAAGUUGUAUGAUGUCAAUAAUACAGAUAUUAGUAAGAUUCUGAUAUCAAAAAAUUAUGCCAAACCUUUAGGCGCUGUGAAGAAAGAGCCUGUCACAUUGUCAGAAAGUGCCAACCAAGAAAACAUAGAUGAAAAAAGCAUUGUAGAUGCAGCUAUUGCCUUGGCAACAGUGCAUCCACCUGAAGGUGUGAAUUAUGACGAAGAUAUAAGUGGUGAAGAAAUAGUUUUACAAAUGGGGAAUGUGAGUGAAUUAGAAGUUGCCAUGGCAACCAAUGCUAAAGCAGAUGGUUGCCAGAGUGAUUCUACAGCUGUACAGGAACAUGAUGUAUGGGGAGAUAGUGACGAUAGACUGCUUGAUACAACGCAGGAAACAAUCCCUGAAGCAUUACAGAGUGAAACAGUGAUAGAGAUGACAAAUGCAGAUAAAAUCGCAUUGCAAAGCGAUACGAGUGAAGAUUUUCUUGAGAAGAGUGAUGUUAGCAUUCAAGAAAAAGAGAGAUCUGAAGUCAAGGAGGGUGUUAAAUUGUUUGGUACACCUCAGAGCGAAGAUUUUCUUGAAACUGAGCAGACUGGAAAGAAUGUUGAAUCAAAAAAAGCUGAAAAAUCUUCAGGUAAGGAGGGUGAUAAAUUGUUAGAUAUGCCAUUGAGCAAUUGGAGUGAAGAUUUCCUUGAAACUGAACGGGCUGGAAAGAAUGUUGAAUCAGGAAAAAAUGGUGCAAGAUCGGAAAUUGAGGAUGGUGAUGAAUUGUGUGAUACACCACAGAGCAAUUGUAGUAAUGAUUUUCUUGAAAGUGCACACAAUGAAAACAAGAAUGUUGACACAGACACUGCAAAGUCAGAAACCAUUUUUGAGACACUGCGAAGUAAAGAUUUUCUAAAAGCAGAUGUGGCUGCAAAUGAAAAUGUUGAUUCUGAAAAAGAUGGAGAAGGAUCAGGAAAUACGGAGGUUGAUGAGUUUUGUGAGGAUUUUCUGGACAGUAUUGAUGAUGGAACCUUGCAAAAAAAACUACCAGACACGAGAGACUGGGCAAUAUAUGAAGAUUCCACUCCUGUGAAAGCAAUACCGAAAAUAAACAUAAUAUCAGUUUCUGACAACACCAAUUCUUGUGACAUUUCUGACUACACUGAAGAUCUUGAAGAGGACAGCAUAGAAGGCGAUAGUCAGUAUGUUGCCAUGGAGACAAAGAUGAAAGAACCAGAUGAAGGUAUAGGUGAAUGUGACACAGACUUAGUUAUGAACACAAUGAUGGUAGAGGCUACCUCUCAAGACGUUAGCACAAAAAUUGAAUUUGGUGAGGAUAUUUCUUCAGAAAAAAAAGAUGGCUAUGAACAUUUGGGAAAGAUCGAUAGCAGAGUACUUGAUGGAGCAGGUGAUGGGCUCUGUACAGAUAAGACCGUUUUGGAAACAGAUGUCAUUGUGGCCACUGUUGACUGUGCUGGUGACAGAAGAAAAUUGGUGAAGCUCAUACCAGAGGAGUUGGGAUGGACUGAGAGUACAACCAGUCUGAGCGAUAUCAGGAAGCUCUCCUCACUAGAAAUGGCAGAGGAUGUUGUAGACAGAUCCGAGACUGAACUGCCAAGGGGAAAGACUAGUGGUGAUAGUGGGGUAUCUGAGGUUCCUGGCGAAGGGGAGUGGUCAAGCCCUGGAAAGACAGCUGAUGCUGAGAUGAUGAGUUUGUUUGUCGUGACAGAAGCCAAACCUGGUGAUAUAAGUGAACACAGUGGUGUGUUUAGUGAUGAGAAUACUGUGGGGGAUGACAAUGGGCAGAAAAAAGACCCAAAAGAAGAUGUUCCAGCCGAGUUAAUGAGGACCAAGUUGCCAUUACAAAGAAAAAGUCGCGCUAGUACAUUUUCAUUGGAUGACUGGGUGGAUAUAAACACGGAUGAUAUGGCGGAUACUGACACAGAAGAUCCUGGUGAAGAAUUAAAAAACGAGUGGAAAUCACAAAAGAAGAAAGGUCAGACAGAAUGAAGAAAACUGUCUUGGAUUAUCAUCAAUUUAUUAUUAUUUUUUUGAAAAAUUUGUAUUCCAUCUUGUAGCAUAUACACACAAAAAUUACAAUUCUCUGCAAAGUAUUAUUAUUAGAGCAGUUUGGGAUAUAUUUUUGUGAACUUAUUGGAAUUGUGUUUGCAAGGGCUUCACUUCACAAAGGUUUCUGCCACUCUUUUGCCUAAAGAACCAUGUUACUAAUUUUUUACCUAAAUCAUGAUUUUUGAACGUUUUUGCUUGCAUAAAAUUAAGUGAUUGACCAAACCGGUCUCUGUCAUGCUUCAUUCAGUGUUUUAACUGGCAUGUCUGAUCUUCUGUCCUUUCUAUGUAGCCCCUAUACUUAAAUUUGCCAGUUGUGUAAGAUACAAAUUUACAACAUACAUGUACCACCAAAUGAAAAGCAGAAAUUCACAAGUUGCAUAGUUUAAAUUUUGAAUAACGCUUGUAGUAAAGCUGUCCUCGCCUUUUUUUUUUAUGCAAAUGUCUGUAAUACUGUGAUUUUAUUGAACUCAAAGAUCAGUGCAUUAUAAUGAUUUAUGUUACGAUGUAAAUAUAACUAUUAUUUGCCAUGGCAGAGAUAGAAUAGAGGUAAGGUCCGAGUGGCCACUGUAUGUGGUGUUUGAUGUCUUAAGACAUCAGGAUUUUUAAUAUCAAGAAAUAUUUCAGGAUGUUUGUCAGUUCUGCAGAUUUUCCAGGGCCAGCGAGACCUGCUAGUGAUGCAGACUCUUCACAUGCCAUGUAU
This is a messenger RNA of Saccoglossus kowalevskii, 12724 nucleotides long. RefSeq lists its product as uncharacterized. NCBI's taxonomy places the organism in Eukaryota, Metazoa, Hemichordata, Enteropneusta, Harrimaniidae. The record is from RefSeq and is a predicted model, not a curated record.